Molecule: messenger RNA, 267 nt
Organism: Colletotrichum costaricense
Lineage: Eukaryota; Fungi; Ascomycota; Sordariomycetes; Glomerellales; Glomerellaceae
Exons: 1
Coding region: 1-267 (88 amino acids)
Source: RefSeq, a predicted model, not a curated record
AUGACAUACAGUCGCUUUCUUAUCAUGAUAUCCCGUUUUCUAUCAAGUUGGUGGGCAACUGCAUUUUAUCUAUGGCAGGCGUUGAUACAUAGCGUUGAAAUUGAUUUCCUAUCUCUCUGGGUGUCACCACCCUCAUCUCAGCUCAUCUGGAUUACGGUCGACUUUUCCACUUUCUCUUUCUAUUCAUUUUCCCUUUUCAUUUCGAUAUCCUGCUUCGACAUUUACGGUUUCCUUUUCAGUUUGCCAUCAGGUUUGGUUCACCAUUGA